CACCACCAACCAAAAAAUAUUGGUAUCAAAACUUGAAAAACCCCAAAAUAUUUGGGUAAAAAAAAAAUAAAAAAAUUUCAGAGAAUUCUGAUUCCCUCCUUCCCCCAAAAAUUCCCUCCCUCUGAUUCCAAAUAUUUAUGCUUACUGUCAACUCAACGACUAUUCUCCCUUCAAUUCUCUCCGUACUUGUUUUCAAAUUUUCUAGGGUCUAUAUAUAGAGUUUGCUAGGGAGUGUUGUUUGGAUUACUGAGGUUGCUUUGACAGCUUUCUCGGAGGUGAAGGAGAAUUGUGUUCUGUCUUAUUUGCUUAAUUCCCUUUUAUGAUUCACAAUAUCUUCAUAAUUGUACUUACAUGAAUGGUAGAAGAUUUUGGAUGAUUGGUGGUUGGUGAAGAUUCUGGAUUCAGGGAAAGAGAAGUUGAGUGAGUUGAAAGUUUUAGUUGGUUGGGUUGCAAAUUAAUUAUGGAGUGCAACAAAGAUGAGGCUAUGAGGGCCAAACAGAUUGCAGAAGCCAAGAUGCAGAAAGGAGACUUUUCAGCGGCACAAAAGAUUGCUCGCAAGGCUCAACAACUCUUCCCUGAGCUUGAUAAUGUUUCUCAAAUGUUGACAGUAUGUGAUGUUCACUGUUCUGCACAGAAUAAAAGUUUGGGUUCAGAAAUGGAUUGGUAUGGAGUCCUUCAGGUUGAACAGUCAGCCGAUGAGAUCACCAUCAAGAAGCAGUUUAGAAAGCUUGCUCUUUUACUUCAUCCAGAUAAGAACAAAUUUUCUGGUGCUGAGGCUGCUUUCAAGUUGAUUGGGGAAGCACAUAGGGUGCUGUCAGACAAGACAAAACGUUCUGUAUAUGACAUGAAGUUUAGAGCAGUAGCAGCAAGAACUUCUAUGCCCCGACCGCCGCCGCCGCCACCACAGAAGCAGCAGUCACAAAGGAACCCUUUUAUCAAGAAACAACAUGGGCCUGCAAGUAAAUUUCCGAAUGGUCCUCGUCCACAGUAUGGGACUGCAAAUCCUAUCCCAAAAGCUACUAAUUCACAGUUUACAGGCUCACCUCUCCAAAAUGUGCAGGACGCAUUCUGGACUUGCUGUUCCAAUUGUGGUAUAAGGUACCAAUACUACAGAAAUUUUGUAAAUAGGGUACUACGCUGUCAAAGUUGCAAACAGUCCUUCACGGCCUAUGAUUUAGGUACUCAACCAACAGGAUUUACCUGGAGUCAGUUCCCCCGUCAGAAUGUACCAAGUUCUGGGAUUCAGAAUGGUUUUCCAAAUCCAGGGCCUUCUAAUGUGGCCUCACAAAAUAACAGUAGAAAGCCUUCUGGUACAAAAGUUCCUGAUAAAUCUCCAUGGUUACAUCCAGUCUCAAAUGCAAGAAAUUUUGCUCAGGUUGAUUUGAGUUGUAAGAUCCAAAAGAAAAUAGAUGAUUUUGUGACUGCAAAGGAAGGUGUACGAAUGUCAAAGCCUGAUUUAGUAAAUGGAAAGGAAGGUGCCAAAUGGUCCAAGCCUAAUGUAGUUAAUGGGAAGGAAGGUUUUGGAAUGCCAAAGUCCAAUGUUGGAAAGCAUGAUGAAUCUGGAGCCUCAAGAAGUUCAAGCAAGAAGAGAAAGAGGAAAUUAGCUGAAGAAUCCAGUGAAAGCUGUGAGGUUGACAACAGUGAUGAAGAGCAGAAGGUGGAGGUUCAAGAAACUGGUGGUAAUCUUGCUGGACAAAAUUUUGGAUCUGGUAUAGGCCAACGGCUUAGAAGAUCUUCAAGGCAAAAACAAGGUGUUUCUUACAAAGAUGAUAUAGAUGAUGAUUUUGUGAGCCCUUCGAAGAGGCCAAAGGAGAGCAAACAAUCCAAUUUCAGGGGAGAGAAGGUGAAAGACGAUUGUGUACUUGGUGGGGCAUCCAAUGACUAUAAAUCAGCUGUUUCUGCCAAGGAAAAUAAGAGAGAGUCGAAACAAGAAUCCACUUUUUCUGUUGACGAAAACUUGACAAAUAAAAAAAGCAAAUCUGAGGAAGGCGAAGAAAUUGUUGAUGCAAUAAAUCCAAGUAUCGAAUAUCCUGGUGCAGAUUUCACCAAUUUUGAUACAAAUAAGGCAGAAAACUGUUUUGCUGUUAAUCAAGUUUGGGCUAUUUAUGAUACAUGGGACGGCAUGCCAAGAUUCUAUGCUCGGAUCAAGAGAGUUUUUUCACCUCUGUUCAAGCUACGGAUUACUUGGCUCUAUCCUGAUCCUGAUGAUGAAAAUGAUAUUCUUUGGUGUGAUGCUGAUCUGCCGAUUGCCUGUGGUAAGUAUGUAAAUGGGGAGACUGAAGACACUGAAGAUCUUCUAAUGUUUUCUCAUCAGAUAACCUUGAUCAAAGGUGCUGGUAGACAAUAUCUGAUAUAUCCUAAAGUAGGAGAAACAUGGGCUAUUUUCAGAGAUUGGGAUAGCAAGUGGAGUUCUGAUCCAAAAAAGCAUAAACCCCCAUAUCAGUUUGACUUUGUUGAAGUAUUGACUGAUUUUAAUGAGAAUACUGGCAUUGGAGUUUCCUAUUUGGGCAAAGUCACAGGGUUUGUUAGCUUAUUUCAGCGAGCUGCUCACAAUGGGGUUCUCUCAAUUUGUGUAGGACCACUAGAGCUCUGUAGAUUUUCACAUCGAAUUCCCUCAGUCAGAAUGAGUGGCAAGGAGAGGGAAGGUGUCCCUGAAGGAUCUUUUGAGCUUGAUCCUGCAUCCCUCCCAACAUACCUUCAUAAGCCUGUUGAUCCUAGUGAUGUUAAGAUUGAAAGUAAAAAGCUGGAAACUGAGGCCAAUGGUUCGUGCACUAAGUCUCCUGAAGCUAAAGUGCAAUCUGUCAUCACUCAGCCUAAAGGAAAUACAUGUUCAACUGAUGAGAGGAUUGAAAACCCUAAGAAGCUGCAGGAUGAUUGUGCAAUGAAUGCCGCAAAAGUAAGAAAAUCUCCUAGGGAUUUGAGCAAGAAAAGUAAUCAAGUAAAUGGAAGUCAGUGCACAACCCAGGAGGACAUCAAGCUUUCAGAUGCUGGAAAGGAUGAAAAACAUAUAAACAUUGCUCAGUCUAUUGGAAAUGCUUCCUCGAUUCAGUGCAAUGAAAAUCUGCCUUUGCAUGUGAGGGAUGUAAAUUCCGCUAGUGUAAUGGAGGUCUCUAAUGCCUCUACACCGAGGUCUACAAGUCGAAAAAUUGCUGAAUUAGAAUGCCAUGAUUUCAAGGGAGAAAAAUCUGAUGAUAAGUUUCAGGUGGAUCAGAUAUGGGCACUGUAUAAUGAUAGUGAUAGGAUGCCUAAGAUGUAUGGCCAAGUUAACAAAAUUGAAUCAACCCCUGUCUUCAGAUUGCAUGUGUCACUGCUUGAAGCUUGUGCAGUAACUGAAGAUCAGUUGCGGCCUGUUUGUUGUGGGGCAUUUAAAGUUAAAAAUGGUAAAUCCAAUAUUUUACUGCCGUCUGCUUUCUCUCAUCAGCUAAAAGCUGAAUCUGUUGGGAGGAAUAUAAUUGAAAUAUACCCGAGGAAGGGUGAGGUUUGGGCAGUUUACAAGAAUUGGAACUCUGAGCCAACAUGUUCUAACCGGGAUAAGUGUGAAUGUGACAUUGUUGAGGUCUUGGAAGAUCAUGAACAGAGCACAAAAGUGGUGGUUUUGACAUGCUUUAAUGGUUCUCAGUCACUCUACAGGGCUCCAAGAAGCCAAAGGACCAAAACUGGUCUUAUGGAAAUUCCAAGGGCUGAUGUUGCUAGAUUUUCUCAUCAGAUUCCGGCUUUUCAGCUCCCAGGGGAGAAAGACAAUCAACUUAAGGGGUAUUGGCAGCUCGAUCCUUUGGCAAUUCCUGAUUAAUGGAACUGCAACAAGAGAGAAGCUCUGGGCUGUGUUAAAUGGAAACCAACCAUUUCUGGCUUAACAUGUAUGUUUUUCUUUGUUCAUUUCCAUUUAGACAAUUUCCCUUAGCAUCUCAGACAUCUGAUUUUGUAAGUUUAUGAUAUUGAGGAAGCAAAUAUGCAGUUGUAAACUGAUGGUAGAUGUAUAGCUUUCUGUGUAUACCCUGAUGUGUUAAUGUGUAAUUAGGUGAUUUUAAAGUGAAAGAAAAAAUAAAUUGAUUGACUUGAAACUUAAUUUUAUA
Messenger RNA from Mangifera indica (mango), 4073 nucleotides. RefSeq lists its product as uncharacterized. The coding region runs from base 461 to 3790 and encodes 1109 amino acids. The record is from RefSeq and is a predicted model, not a curated record. NCBI's taxonomy places the organism in Eukaryota, Viridiplantae, Streptophyta, Magnoliopsida, Sapindales, Anacardiaceae. The transcript is spliced from 4 exons.